GAGAUGCCAGUAACAUCACUCUUCCUUACCAAAAUAACAUCCUUAAUAGUGAAAAUGAAGUUUACCGUCGUCGUCAGAAGGGGGUACUCACUUUAAGGUCAGGAGCGAGGAACAGUUUUCUGUAAUAUCCUCUUAUUACCCAUAGAUGGCUCUCAUUGAGCAACAUGAAGAGAAUAGAGUGAUCUACGUCACAUCCGUUCGGCGCAGAGAGAGAUGCAAACAUGGCGGCGCUAGCGGAGAAAUCAACGAAGGAGCGUCUUCUUUCUGUUCUGGACGACUUAGAGGUUUUAUCCCGGGAGCUGAUAGAGAUGUUGGCUCUGUCCAGAAGUCAGAAACUUCCUCAGCCAGGAGAAGACACGCAGAUCUUGGAGCUACUCGUACAGAGGGACAAGGAGUUCCAGGAGCUGAUGGAGGUGGCGCAGCAGCAGGGCAAGGUCCACCAGGAGAUGCAGCUGCUGGAGAAGGAGGUGGAGAAGAGGGACAGCGACAUCCAGCAGCUGCAGAAACAGCUGAAGGAGGCAGAACACAUCCUGGCCACAGCUGUUUACCAGGCUAAAGAGAAGCUGAAAUCCAUCGAGAAGGCCAGAAAAGGAAGCAUAUCUUCCGAGGAAAUCAUCAAGUACGCUCACCGAAUCAGCGCCAGUAACGCCGUGUGCGCGCCGCUCAACUGGGUGCCAGGUGACCCGCGCAGACCGUACCCUACUGACCUGGAGAUGCGCAGCGGGAUGCUGGGACACAUGGCCAACCUGCCGUCCAAUGGGAUGAACGGACAUCUGCCAGGAGACGCUCUGGCUGCAGGACGGCUACCCGACGUUCUGACACCUCACUACCCCUGGCAGCCAUCAGACGUCUCAGUGGGGAUGCUUCCCCCUCACCAUGGAAACGACUUUGGGCUGGAGCCGCCGGGUCACAACAAGGAAAACGAGGACGACGUGGAAGCCAUGUCCACAGACUCGUCCAGCAGCAGCAGCGACUCAGACUGAAACAAAGACACUGUGUUUGUGUGUAUGUGUGUGUGUUUGUGUGUGUAAUGUUAGGCAACACUUGAACAUAUAUUUUCUCUCAAGGUUUUUUAACACCUGACCUAAAGCGUGAAUCAUUUCUGGAAAGGUGAGGUUAUGAAGCGCCGCUCGUUUCCACUCUGUGAAAUGCUGAAAACCUUUAACCCACUCUGUUUCUGUCGCCACGGUGAUGCUGUUUUUCAGUUCACAUUCACAAUAUUAGCUUGUGCAUCACAAGCUGGAGAUCAAAUCACAAAUUCUUCACAGUUUUUUUUUCUUUAUUGAGUUUUAACUAGCACACCCUGACUGAUACCUUCAUCCAUCUUGUUUCUGUUUCAGGUCUGAUCCCAGAUAAUUCGCAUGAUCAUUCAGUUUAAAAGCUAAACAGUUUCUCGAUAUUGAAAUGAACUUACGUUAUUACAUAGUGCCACCUAGUGUUCAAAUGUAAUAACUCUCAAAUACUCAGCAUGUGUAGAAGUCGAGAAGUAAAAUGUUCUAAACUUGUGCACGAAAAUGAAACAGAUUCUGCAAUGUUUUUAUUUAGACAACAAGAUGAAGCCAAAUUAAACCAAACUUCUGAUUACACCUGAAGCUUUUUCUAAAGAUUAAACAGGAUAUAAGUUGCUGAAUGUAUUUAUUUAUUUUAAUUCCCUAUAUUUGGACUGUGACCCGCAUGUGUCCACUUAAACAAAACCCGAAACUCCACCCAGCAGUCACUUUUCUACGUUUAACAUGUUGCCUCAUUUAUAAUAAAUAGAUCAACAGUAUUUAUCGUAUGAAUCUUGUUUGAAUAUCGUCAUCCCUGGUUUCCUUUGGAUGUUCCUCUGAAUUCAAACAACAGGAGGGCUGAUAGAGCCAAACAAACCAGCUUGCAUUAGAUUUUACAACCAGUGGGGUUGAGUCUUUGUUACAGUCAAGAUUCAAGUUUCCCAAUCUUCUGGUUAAACUCCAAUAGCAGCAGGUUACCUGAAAUGAGACAAUGUUGAUUAUUAUUAUUUUUUUUUCAAACUUCAACUGUAAUUGGUUUAAUGUAACCCUGCAUAUCAAAGCUCAGAGUAUUUAAUGGUCUGUCUGCUCUGUGUGAUUCACUGAGUUUUUGUGUUGCAUAACUCUGAUGGUUGUGUGUGGUACAACAUGUAAAUAAGCUUGUAUAUAUUUUUCUUGUAAAUAAAUCAUUUUUGAAUAGA
Messenger RNA from Poeciliopsis prolifica (blackstripe livebearer), 2188 nucleotides. RefSeq names its product mediator complex subunit 4 (gene med4). The coding region runs from base 222 to 983 and encodes 253 amino acids. Gene Ontology annotation, cellular component: core mediator complex; mediator complex. Gene Ontology annotation, molecular function: transcription coregulator activity. Gene Ontology annotation, biological process: regulation of transcription by RNA polymerase II. Lineage: Eukaryota; Metazoa; Chordata; Actinopteri; Cyprinodontiformes; Poeciliidae. The transcript is spliced from 7 exons. The record is from RefSeq and is a predicted model, not a curated record.